GACAUAGUCAGACACAGUUGUUUGACUAUUCAAACAAUCAUGAGGUUCACUGUAGUAGCUCUACUCGGCCUCUGUGCCCUGGCCCUGGCUUACCCCCCACAACACAAAAUCACCGACAAGGGAGUACAAGAGAAGCAAAAGGACAUCCUUCGUUUGUACAAGUACGUGAACCAACCGAGCUACUACAAGGACCACGUGGAGAUCUCCAAGACCUACAAGAUCCACGAACACUUCGACGACUACUCUAAACCCGAAGUUGCCAAGUACUACUACAAGAUCUACAAGUACGGUUUGCUUCCAAGGGGCGAGAUCUUCUCCGUCUUUUAUGAAGAACACUUGAAGCAAGCUAUUGCUUUGUACAAGUUGUUCUACUACGCUAGAGACUACUCGACUUUCUACAACACGGCUGUUUGGGCCCGUCAACGUGUCAACGAAGGUGUGUACUUGUACGCCCUUUCUGUUGCCAUUGUCCACCGCCCUGACACCUACGAAGUGGUUAUUCCCCCAAUUUACGAAGUCUACCCGUACUACUUCUACAACAGCGAAGUUAUCCAGGAAGCUUACAAGUACAAACAGCAGUACUACGGACAGCAGUACGAACAUGAAGGCAACUACAAUGGUUACACCAUCAAUGCUAACUAUUCUGGGUACUACUUGAACGUGCACCCUGAACAAUCUCUGUCGUACUUCACCGAAGAUGUUGGUAUCAAUUCGUUCUACUAUUACUUCAACAUCUACUACCCUCAUUGGUUGGGUGGUCAAGAAUUCGACUACAAGAACGACCGUCGUGGUGAAUACUACUUGUUCGUGUACCAACAAAUCUUGGCCCGCUUCUACUUGGAACGUCUUUCUAAUGGCUUCGGAGAAAUUCCGUUCUACAACUGGGAAGUACCUUUCGAAACUGGGUACCACCCGUCGUUGCAGUACCCCAACGGUUUGCAAUUCCCAACGAGACCCAACUAUGCCCAUUUGUACGAAUACUUCUACAAUUAUGGACAGAGGUACGGAAACAACAAGUACGCUUACAGCUACACCCACGUCCAAGAUUACGAAAGAAGAAUUCGUGAUGCCAUCGACAGAGGAUAUGUCUACACUCAUGAGGGACAAAAGGUCAAUUUGUACUCCGAAGAGGGUGUCAACACUCUUGGAAACUUGGUCCAGUCCAACCCUGAUUCUCCUGAUAGGUACUACUACGGAGCUCUGCACGUCUACGCCCGUCAUCUCCUAGGGUACUCCUACCAACCCGUAGACAAGUACCACGUCGCUCCUUCCGCUCUCGAACACUACGAAACUUCCCUUCGUGACCCAGCCUUCUACCAGUUCUACAAGAGGAUCGCCUUGUACUACCAGAAGUACCAAUCUCGUUUCCCUGCUUACACCGAACAGGACUUGGCCUACGAAGGUGUUGAAGUAAAGAAUGUCGAAUUCGACCGUCUUAUCACCUACUUCGACUAUUUCUACUCCGACGUGAGCAAUGCCAUCUAUGUUACUCCACAAGAGUACGAAAACGACAAAGUCCAAGUCAGAGUACGCCAACAGCGUUUGAACCACAAGGCUUUCACCUACAAGGUCUACGUAAACUCCGAGAAGGAGCAAGACGCUGUUGUCAGAGUAUACAUCGGGCCUAAAUACGAUGAAUACGGACGCUACAUUAACAUCAGCCAGAACCGCGCCAACUUCGUCGUUUUUGAUCACUUCAAGUACCAGUUGAAGUCUGGUGAAAAUGUCAUCGAACGCAACUCUCACCAAACUCCGUACUACCAAAACGACCGCACUAGCUUCAAGCAGUUGUACCAACAGGUUCUUGGUGCUUUCAGUGGAAAUGGCGAGUACCAAGUUUACAACAACGAGGCUUACUACGGCUUCCCCAGAAGGUUCCUUUUGCCUAAGGGUACUUAUGGUGGUUUUGAAUACCAGUUCUACGUGAUUGUGAGCCAAUACGUUCCCAACAAGUACCACCAGGAGUACACCAACGAGUACUACUAUCCCAAGAUUGGUACUGGAGACAAGUACAUUGAUGGUUACCCAUUGGGCUAUCCAUUCGAGCGUCCCAUCUACUACGAUCAAGUGUUCUACAACAUCCCCAACUCGUACUUCUACACCACUAAGAUCUACCACAGGAAUGAAAACGAAAUCAAUGCUUCUACUUCUACCCAACACUAAAACGAAGGUUAUGCGAUACCGACGUCUUUCAUUCUGAUGAAAUAUUCACUGUUUCAUGUCAACUGGUGUAUUAUUUUUGCAAUAAACAGCAAUAGUACUUGA
This is a messenger RNA of Zophobas morio, 2265 nucleotides long. Its product is annotated as hexamerin-like. The record is from RefSeq and is a predicted model, not a curated record. The transcript is spliced from 5 exons. NCBI's taxonomy places the organism in Eukaryota, Metazoa, Arthropoda, Insecta, Coleoptera, Tenebrionidae. Bases 40 to 2163 code for a protein of 707 amino acids.